This is a messenger RNA of Pseudogymnoascus verrucosus, 1197 nucleotides long. RefSeq lists its product as uncharacterized. Lineage: Eukaryota; Fungi; Ascomycota; Leotiomycetes; Thelebolales; Thelebolaceae. The coding region runs from base 1 to 1197 and encodes 398 amino acids. The record is from RefSeq and is a predicted model, not a curated record. The transcript is spliced from 4 exons. Gene Ontology annotation, cellular component: plasma membrane. Gene Ontology annotation, molecular function: G protein-coupled receptor activity. Gene Ontology annotation, biological process: adenylate cyclase-activating G protein-coupled receptor signaling pathway; cell surface receptor signaling pathway.
AUGUCGCUGAGCGCUCGGCAACUUCGUGCGAUUGAAAUUACUGAGCGAACCUGCUCAAUUAUCUCCUUGCUGAGCUCAUCGUUUGUCAUCAUCACCUUCAUCUCGAGUCGCCGCUUCCGUAAACCAAUUAACCGACUCAUCUUUUACGCCUCGUGGGGGAAUUGUUUCGCAAAUGUGGCAACUGUGAUAUCAGUAACUGGGGUCUCGCAUGGUGUAGAUGGCCCACUUUGCCAGUUUCAGGGGUUUUUGCUGCAAUGGUUCAUACUAGCAGAUGCGAUUUGGGCCUUUUGCAUGGCCUUCAAUGUCUACCUGACCCUAUUUCGCAAAUACGAUGUUACUGAGCUGAGAAAGCUUGAGUGGAAGUAUUGUAUUGCGUCCUAUGGAGUCCCCUUCAUUCCCUCCUUCGUGUACUUAUUCAUUAAGACCAAGGCCAGAGGAAAGAUUUAUGGUUCAGCGAUUCAAUGGUGCUGGGUUCGCACCGAAUGGGGAUUCCUACGUAUAGCCAUGGUGUUCGCCCCUGCGUGGGCCUUGAUCGUACUCUCUGCGACAAUUUAUAUCUUUGCCGGCCGAAAAAUCCUCCACAGCCGACGACGGCUGAAGAGCCUUGCUAAAUCGUCUUCUAUGGCUCAGAACGAAAUUGGCUUUCCGAGGGCGACAGACCUCGAGAUCGCGGACGAAGGUCAUCUCGCUGUAGAAAAUGGCGCAAGCAGUUCCAACCCUCAUGGCGACCCGGGACUAGAGAUGACUUCAAACCACAGGCCCGAAUACCCAUCUGACCCUGUCCAUACCGGCAGUGAAACUGUCAUGUCAUCUAGCAAUCGGCCAUUAGGAGACACUCAGAGUAGAGCGAACCCAGCUGCUAAGGAUCGCAGAGCAAGUUUCGACGCAAACAGAAUUAUCUGGACAUAUUCCAAAUUUUCAAUACUGUUUCUUCUUGCACUAUGUGUUACUUGGAUUCCCCCAACGUCAAACCGAAUAUAUAACUUCGUCAACUCAGCUCCAAAUUUCACCUUGUCCUACCUGUCCGCAUUGGUCGUCCCUCUGCAAGGCUUCUGGAACGGUAUCAUCUACGUUGCCACCUCAUACCCAGCUGUCGAAUCAAUAUUCGAUAUCCCACUACUACGCAGGAAACGGGCUACCUCUACUGUGUUUCGGUCUCAUUCUAGGAACAACGGACACCCUCGCAGCAUACCGUGA